Laccaria bicolor S238N-H82 is the source of this 792-nucleotide messenger RNA. RefSeq lists its product as uncharacterized. The transcript is spliced from 6 exons. Bases 1 to 792 code for a protein of 263 amino acids. The record is from RefSeq and is a predicted model, not a curated record. NCBI's taxonomy places the organism in Eukaryota, Fungi, Basidiomycota, Agaricomycetes, Agaricales, Hydnangiaceae.
AUGACCAGCUCUUACGGACAACAUUGCCCUCUAUAUGUCUGGGCGACUCUGGUACAAAAGGUCCCAACGACUUUCCACCCAAGGAAUUGGGUGAUCUCUGUGAUAACAGAAGCAUGGACGUCAAAGCCUAUUCAAGUGGAGUGGGAAAUUGAGGAGUUCAUUCAGGAGUUGGGAUCACGACCUACAGCAUGGUAUUUGCCUGAGGUGAUCUCUGAAACCAUCCAGAAUCGUCUCAUAUGCGCCUUGGCUCAUCUUCGGCCGUACUUGAAGAGUAGUCCGCCUUGGGCUGGAGGUGGAUGGUGCAACGACCCUGCUUACUUUCGAACUCCCAAACCAUCAGAGAUACCCACGGGAAAUUAUGAUGGGACACCAUUCCAGGCAUCAUCCACCUUGAAGGACGGUUUUGGGGGAGGUCUAUGGUUUCUCCACAAUAUUAUAGACUUUCAAGCUCUAAUGGGUGGAGUAAUGAGUGUCUUGCAUCCAGCGCAGUAUUGUAUUAUGCAGGCCGCCUUUAUCCGAGCUGCCAAUACAGGCUCUGUAAAUCCGGACAGAAGGCCUCCUUCACCCAUCCACCCAGAUCUUCAGGUGGAACUUCCAGGUAUCGGGAUUCGAUUCCACUACAAUCUGGGGACUCUACUUUCAGUAUUGUCCAAGUCCGUGAGGCAUGGCGUGUCCAAGUCUACAGAAGAACGAUAUUGCUUUUCCUUCUUCGUGAGGGAAUGGGUACUUCAUCAGCUCAGAUAUGAGGAACAUCUGUGGAUGUUGGAUGAGAUGUUUCUGGCUUGGCUGUAA